GUCAAAUGCCCUCUUGGGCGGCUAGUCGGAUGGCAUCAGACUGGUUGUGAGCCGGAGAUCAUGGGCAUGGGUCCCGUCAGCGCCAUCAAGGGCUUGCUCAAAAAGAUCUCUUGGACACUUGAGGACGUGGAUCUUUUCGAACUCAACGAAGCAUUCGCUGCUCAGUCGGUGGCUGUAAGUUGA
Dibothriocephalus latus is the source of this 183-nucleotide messenger RNA. The record is from the annotation of a GenBank genome assembly. Lineage: Eukaryota; Metazoa; Platyhelminthes; Cestoda; Diphyllobothriidea; Diphyllobothriidae.